AUGGUCAAAAAAUCAGAAAAAUGCAGCAGCAGCAGCAGCAGCAGUAUUGCAGAUGGAAAACACCCUAUUUAUCGCGGUGUACGAAUCAGGAGCUGGGGAAAAUGGGUGUCAGAAAUCCGCGAGCCGAGGAAAAAAUCAAGAAUUUGGCUAGGCACAUUUGCAACUCCUGAGAUGGCUGCCAGAGCUCAUGAUGUUGCUGCUAUAGCAAUAAAAGGCCACUCUGCAUUCCUCAAUUUUCCUGAUUUGGCUCAUAAAUUGCCCGAACCAGCCUCCAAGUCUCCGAAAGAUAUUCAAGCAGCCGCAGCCCAAGCAGCAGCCAUGGAUGACACUACUACAAGCCAUGAAACUGAAACUGAAGCUGAGCUGAGCGGAGCUGAGACGAGGCCUAGUGAGGCCUUUGGAGAGUCCUCCUCAACGUCCCCUACAAGGCGCGGUGAGGACCCUUUUCUUGGCUUACCACAUCUCUUCCAGCCUAAUUUGGGUCCUAAAUUUGGCUAUGAAUUCCCAUGGAGCCUGGCUCUAGCCGAGACCAUCGAUGGUGAAAUUUGGCUUGAUGAGCCAUUAUUAUGGUAG
Daucus carota subsp. sativus is the source of this 573-nucleotide messenger RNA. Its product is annotated as ethylene-responsive transcription factor ERF039. NCBI's taxonomy places the organism in Eukaryota, Viridiplantae, Streptophyta, Magnoliopsida, Apiales, Apiaceae. The record is from RefSeq and is a predicted model, not a curated record. Gene Ontology annotation, biological process: regulation of DNA-templated transcription. The coding region runs from base 1 to 573 and encodes 190 amino acids. Gene Ontology annotation, molecular function: DNA-binding transcription factor activity; DNA binding. The transcript has a single exon.